This is a messenger RNA of Anopheles aquasalis, 2065 nucleotides long. Its product is annotated as apyrase-like. Gene Ontology annotation, cellular component: plasma membrane. The record is from RefSeq and is a predicted model, not a curated record. NCBI's taxonomy places the organism in Eukaryota, Metazoa, Arthropoda, Insecta, Diptera, Culicidae. Gene Ontology annotation, molecular function: 5'-nucleotidase activity; nucleotide binding; metal ion binding. Gene Ontology annotation, biological process: AMP catabolic process.
GUGAGCCCACACCAACGCACAAACCGGUGGGUGGUCUCGCUCGCUAAAACACAAUUCUAUCUCCCGCUGAUCAUCGCAUCGCAGACCCUGAGACACGGCAUGGUACGGCGCCAUUGUCCAUGCGAGAACCGUGUUGCUGGUCAGGGCCAUCGUCCGUGCUGCUUCGCUGCUCGGCGCUGGACAGUUCAGUCCAGUGGUGAGCGUUGCCGGAUUAGCACACACGCCGGUCCAUAGUAGACACAGAGAAUGGCGACGACACUCAUUUGGUUGCUAGUGGUUGUUGUGUCACAGGUUGCUACGAGUGGUAGCGCGCAGGAACUGUUUCCGCUUUCGAUCGUGCACAUCAACGAUUUUCAUGCGCGCUUCGAGGAAGUGAACGCGGCCAGUGUCACGUGUGAUGCGGCCAGCGGUGAGCAGUGUGUCGGUGGGUACGCCCGGACGGUGACGGUGGUGAAGCGGUUACUAGCGGAGCGCCAGAACGCAAUCUACCUCAAUGCCGGUGACAACUUCCAAGGCACCCUCUGGUACAACAUUCACCGGUGGAACGCGACAACGGAGUUCCUCAACAUGCUGCCUGCGGAUGCAAUGACCAUCGGUAAUCACGAGUUCGAUAAUGGCGUCGAAGGGGUGGUUCCGUUUCUGGAGCGGAUCGCCUCACCGGUGCUGCUGGUGAACGUGGACAACAGGGGCGAACCGGCGUUUGCUCGGUUCAGCAAGAGUCUGGUGUUGGAGCGUGGUGGUCGCCGGAUUGGACUGAUCGGUGUCAUCCUCAGUACGACGGAUACGAUCGCCAAUACGGGCGAGCUGGUGUUCCAGGAUGAGGUGGAAACGGUACGCGCCGAAGCGGAACAACUGACGGCGCAAGGGGUGGACAUUAUCGUCGUCAUUUCGCACUGUGGCCUCGAUGUGGAUCGUGUGAUUGCGGCCAAUGUGGGACCGCUGGUGGACAUUAUUGUUGGGGGACAUUCCCAUAGCUUCCUGUACACCGGUGAUCAUCCGACGAUUCCGAUGACACCGGUGGCCGAAUAUCCGACGGUGGUGGAGCAACAACCCGGUGGCCAUCGGGUGCUGAUCGUACAGGCCUCAGCGUACACGAAGCUCGUCGGAGAUAUUGUGCUGUACUUUGAUGGCCAAGGAAUCAUCCAACGCUGGGAGGGUAAUCCGGUGUACCUCGCUAACGAAAUCGAACCGGAUGCGGAGAUUGCGGCCGCACUGUUACCGUGGAAGGUCGCGGUUGAUGAGAUCGGUAACCGCCGGAUCGGUGCGACCGGUGUCGAUCUGGAGAAGGCUACGUGCGGUUACGGGGAGUGCAAUCUCGGCAGUCUUAUCGCGGACUCGAUGGUGGCGGCCUUUGUGCCACGUGCCGAACCGGGCCAUUGGACGUACGCAGCCAUCGCGGUGCUCGCUGUCGGUGGUAUACGAGUUGGAUUGUUCCGUGGUGAUUUGGCCUUCAAGAACCUGAUUGAGGUACUUCCGUUCGAGAAUGGGCUCAUGUGCUUCGAGAUACGCGGCGAUCAUCUCAUCGAGCUGUUGGAGUACAGUGUGGAGAAGUCUUGGGAUGAUGAUCGCUUUAAUGGAGCCAAUAUGCUGCAAGUGUCGGGCCUGCACGUUGUCUACAACGUGACCAAUCCGAUCGGUGACCGUGUAAUGUCGCUGGAUGUGCUGUGCCAUGAGUGUGCGAUACCACGGUACGAACCGGUGCACCCAUUCCGGAAGUAUCGUGUCAUCACCAACUCUUUCUUGGCCGGUGGUGGCGACGGGUUUACGAUGUUUGAACGAUACGGUCAGAAGCGAGUGCUAGGACCGGUUGAUAUCGAUGCGUUCGAGACGUACGUGCGUGACCGUUCGCCCGUUCUCCAGGGUGUGGAUGGAAGGAUUACGGUUCUAACGUAAUGUCACCGGGCGCUCCAGUAUGUAGUGUAGUGUAUCGACGGACCUUUGUCCCGUGCUUCAUCUCAUUUUAAAUGCCAAUCAAUCAAUUGUAAUUCCGUACCAGCGCGUAAAAAAGCUACACAAAGGAUAGCUAUUUGACAAACUAAUAAAUCUUACUCUAAGUCAAACAUAA